GGCAGAGGCACAUCGGGCUGGACUCCGGGCAGAGGCACAUCGGGCUGGACUCCGGGCAGAGGCACAUCGGGCUGGACUCCGGGCAGAGGAACAGGGCCCCCAGGCGGGGCGGCAGGCACCGGGCCCCCAGGCGGGGCGGCGGGCACCGGGCCCCCAGGCGGAGCGACGGGCACCGGGCCCCCAGGCGGAGCGACGGGCACAGGGCCCCCAGGCAGGCGAGCGACGGGCACAGGGCCCCCAGGAGGGGCUGCGGGCACAGGGCCCCCAGGCGGGGCUGCGGGCGCCGGGCCCCCAGGCGGGGCAGCGGGCGCCGGGCCCCCAGGAGGGGCGACAGGCAUCGGGCCCCCAGGCGGAGCGACAGGCAUCGGGGCCCCAGGCAGAGCGGCGGGCACCGGGUCAUCAGGCACGACAGCGGGCACUGGGUCACCAAGCAUCAGGUCAUUUGGCUUGCCAGCGGGCACCGCGUCAUCUGGCAAGGCAGUGGGCACCGAGUCACCAGGCACGACAGUGGGCACUGGAUCGUCUGGCUCGACAGCGGGC
Staurois parvus is the source of this 540-nucleotide messenger RNA. The record is from the annotation of a GenBank genome assembly. Lineage: Eukaryota; Metazoa; Chordata; Amphibia; Anura; Ranidae.